Molecule: messenger RNA, 2274 nt
Organism: Gasterosteus aculeatus aculeatus (three-spined stickleback)
Lineage: Eukaryota; Metazoa; Chordata; Actinopteri; Perciformes; Gasterosteidae
Product: heterogeneous nuclear ribonucleoprotein L
Biological process (GO): mRNA processing
Cellular component (GO): nucleus
Molecular function (GO): RNA binding
Source: RefSeq, a predicted model, not a curated record
CACAUACCAUGAAUGCAUCAAUUAACCGGCACAGGGGACAGGACAACAUGGCUGCCGCUGUGGGCCGAUACUACGGAGAAGGCGGCAGAGCAUCGAAAAGACAGAAAACUGAGGACGGAGGGAUGUCAACGGAGGGCUACGAUGACCCUCACAAACCGCUGCCCUCCUCGGUGGUGCACAUCAGGGGCUUGGUGGACGGCAUCAUGGAGGCUGACCUGGUGGAGGCCCUGCAGGAGUUUGGGGCCAUCAGUUAUGUCGUUAUGAUGCCCAAGAAGCGGCAGGCCCUGGUGGAGUACGAGGACAUGAAUGGCUCCUGCAAUGCCGUGACAUAUGCAGCUGAGAACCAGGUUUACAUCGCAGGCCAUCCCGCCUUCAUCAAUUAUUCCACUAGCCAAAAGAUCUCCCGGCCAGGGGACUCCGAGGACACCCGGAGCGUCAACAACGUCCUGCUGCUCACCGUCAUAAACCCCAUCUAUCCCAUCACCACGGACGUGCUCUACACCAUUUGUAACAACUGUGGGCCUGUACAGAGGAUUGUCAUCUUCAGGAAGAAUGGUGUUCAGGCCAUGGUGGAGUUUGACUCUGUCCAAAGUGCUCAGAGAGCCAAAGCCUCUCUGAAUGGCGCAGACAUCUAUUCUGGUUGCUGCACUCUAAAGAUUGAGUAUGCCAAGCCAGCACGACUUAAUGUCUUCAAGAACGACCAGGACACGUGGGACUAUACAAACCCCAACCUCAGUGGCCAAGAUGCUGAUGGUGAAGGCAAUUGGAACAAUUCACAAGAUCCCAAUGCCAACUCCAACAAACGGCAGAGGCAGCCGGCUCUUCUGGGAGACCAUCCACCCGAUUAUGGUGGCCCGCAGGGAGGUUAUCACGGCUACAACGAGGACAGCUACGGCCCGCCGCCUCCCCACCGCAUGGGGCCGGGUAUGGGCGGGCGGGGUCGAGGCAGCCAGCGCUACGGCCCUAGCUACGGACCGCCGCCCCCCGAGUACGGCCCUCACGCCGACUCUCCGGUCCUCAUGGUCUAUGGCCUCGAGCCCUCAAAGGUCAACGCUGACAAGGUCUUCAACAUCUUCUGCCUCUACGGCAAUGUGGAGCGGAUUAAAUUCAUGAAGAGUAAGCCUGGAGCGGCAAUGGUGGAGAUGGGUGACUGUUACUCGGUGGACCGGGCCAUCACUCACCUCAACAACAACUUCCUUUUUGGACAGAAACUCAACGUUUGUGUGUCCAAGCAGCAGGCCAUUGUUCCAGGACAGUGCUACCAGUUGGAGGACAACAGCAGCAGCUUCAAAGAUUUCCACGGAUCGCGCAACAACCGCUUCACCUCCCCAGAGCAGGCGGCCAAGAACCGGAUCCAGCACCCCAGCAACGUCCUCCACUUCUUCAACGCGCAGCCCGACAUCUCUCCGGAGGUCUUCACCCAGGCCUGCGAAGAACUGGGAAUCAAGACCCCCACUAGUGUAAAACUUUUUACCGGGAAGAGUGAGCGCAGUUCAUCUGGCCUCCUGGAGUGGGAAUCCAUUAAUGAUGCCAUGGAAGCCCUCGCUCUGAUCAACCAUUACCAGAUGAAAAACACCAGUGGGCCUUACCCUUACACACUGAAGCUGUGUUUCUCAACCACACACCACGCCAACUGAGCACUCGCCCCACAAACCAUUUGAAUCAUUUUCAUAGUCUUUCGAUACAGUUCUGUUGUCACGCUCCAUUAAAACAUUCAAUCAGUAUUGAAAAAAACUAGGACUGCUUUGCUUUAGAACAUGUUACUUGAAAUAUGAAUUUGUACGAUGUAUUUAUGUUGAUCAUGUUUCUCAGUUUUAUUUUGUAUGUUCCUCACACUAGAUGUGAAGAAAAAAACACUACCCUGAAGUAAUUCAAUGUGGACCUCAGUUUUUGUAUUUUAAAACCAAGUGAACAGUUUCCAUGAAGAAAAUACUGAUCUGUCACCAGUGUUCACAUCAACAGAGACUAUUUAUAUUAUAACUUUGAUCAUUUCUUCACAGGAAAACAUUCAUGUUCACAGAGAAGAAUAUAAAAUAUAUCGGCAUGUUCUUCCAAAAAAGUUGCAGCUCUAGUUUUCUGACGUCUCUCCUGAUGUGGUUAAGGGGCCGUCUGUAUGUGGAUCGCUGGUUUUUAGAGGAUUAUCACAAUGAAGAUGAAAGGAUAGUGGAAAUAAAGAAGCCGGUUAACUGUUUAGACACUGUCGAUGUCAUUGUCAAGUUGUAACCUUUUGUAGUAAACAAUACUUUGAAUAUAACUUUGGCUGGAAUAACUCAA